AGUAUCAGUAAUACAUAGAUUCUAUCGAGAAUUUUCCAAUCUACUGUAUGUACAGUUUUUAAUCAUAUAUAAACUAAAGUAAUUGAAGUGUUAUGUUUCAUCUCUUAUUUUUUUAUGUCUCAUUGGAAUACUGUUACAUUGGAAAACAAUAUUUAUAAUAAAAUACUUUUUGUUAUUCUUAUAAUUAUUUUCAAUUUAUCUAAACAAAAAGAAACUGAUGUAUUACGUAAAUUGUUUUAAACUUUGUUUUUAAUAAACUGUUCAUUGUAGUAAAUUAUUUUUAAAAAAAAAAUUUUUUGUAAAUUUAAAAUGUUAACGGUAAAUUACAUUAUUUCAGUGAAUUUUUUAUUUUUUAGUUAAGAUUUAUGUUAUUUAUCUACAAAUGAUUCCUUAUUUAAUAAAAAAACAUAUUUCAUGUAAAAUUUCCAAAAGAUACAAUUAAAAAAAAAAAUAUGUCAAAAAUAACAUCGAAAACUAAGAAUAUUAUUAUUAAAACAUCAAAAAUGAAAAGUCCUACUGAAAUAAUAAAUACAAGGUCCAUAACUGAAGCCAAAAAGACAAGAAAUAGAAAAGCUAAAACAUCUAUUUCACAAACUAAAGAAAUCACACAAAAAGAAAAACAUAAAAUUACAAAAAAUAAAAAGUUAUCUAAGGAAGAUAUUAAUAUUACAGUGAAAUCAGAAAAUAUUGUUACACAUAAUAAUUCCAAUAUGAAUAAACAGGAAUCAAAAAAUAAAAAAAGAAAACUUAUUACAGGAGUAAAAAAAAAUAUUUCAAAGCAAAUGUCUUUAAAAGAAUCAUUUCUAAACCAAUCUAAAAUACAUUUUUUAAGAUCUUCUAAAAAUUCUAAGAAUUCCAUGAAUGGUAUAUCAACAAAGAAAUUAUCUAUUAAUAAAAAAAAAUUACCAAUUUAUAAACAUGUUUCACCAGAAAAGCAAAAAGAAAAUAUCAGUGAAAUAUAUGAAUUUAAGUUUGAUAUUAAUGAUUCAAAUGAAAGAUUACCAAAAAAACAAAAAAAAAUAGUUACUAAAAGAAAAGUUACAAAUAGAAAAAAGAAAAAUAUUCCUGUAAAACAAGUUGCUAAAAAAAAAUCAAUUAUUAAAAAAAGUGAAGAAAUAAAAAAUUCAGAUUUUAUAGAAUUUGAAACAAAAAAAAAAGAUUCUAUGGAACAUUUGAAUAUUAGAAGUAAUAUAUUAAAAGAAAAUGUAGUAAAAAAUCUCAAACCAAAUAUAGAAGUAAAUAAACAAUUGAAGAAUUCAGAAAAUAUAAUUAAAGAACAUACUAUUGAUGAAAUAACUACAAAACCUACAAUUAUAUCAGUAAAAGAUUUAAGUGAUAAAAAAAUUUCAAUAAUAGAUACUUCACAAAUAUCAAAUUCAAAUGAUUUUAAACCAUUUAGACCAACAAAUAUUUUUAAUAAUAAACAAAUGAUACAACAAAAUAAUACACUUAAUUAUUCUUUAUUUGAAAAGUCUUUAUCACCAAUUAGGAAAUCACUAGAAAAUUCUCAGAUGCUCUGUAGUCCUUGGAGAGCAUCAUUACUUACAUUUUCUCAAGUAAAAAAUAUAUUUCAAAGCACACCUAAAAAUAAUAAUUAUGAUAUUAUUAAUAAAAAACUUGUGCGAACAUUAAAUGAAUCUAAACAAUUUGCAAAUGUAACAAAAACAAAAAACACUUUACAAAAAAAUAAUGAAAAUAUAAGUACAGAAGAGCAUAUAAAUAUUAAUACUUCCAAAAAGAAAAAUCUUUUAACUUUAAGAAAAUUUGGUACAGAAAUUACAAAUAUUGAUCACUCCUUACAAUUUAAAUCUUCAAUAGAACAAAUAAAUGAACAUAUGCCAAUUGAAACUGAAAACAUUCAGUCAAAUAUACAAUCAAUCAGUGUAAUUACUUCUAAUGUAAAUAAUGCAUUUAAAUUUGACAAUAAGGAAAUUAAAAAGAAUAGUAUAUUAAGUCCAAAAAAAAGUUUUAAAAAAGAAAUAAUUAACACACAAAUUCAAGAAAAUAUAUUAAAUAUAAAAGCUAAUGAUCAAAAAGAAAAUUUUAUUUCUCAACCUGGACCAUCAGGUUUACAAAAUAAUUCAAUUUUUAAUGAAAAAAGAAUUUUAAAACAAUCAAAUUUAAAUAAUUUUCUUAAUAUAAUGGAACUACCACAAUGCACAACAAUUAAAACACCACAUGGAAUUUUUGAUGAUACACAAUCAAUAUCAAUAAUCAAUAAAUCAAUGAAGAAGUUUAAUGAAUCUAAUAUAAAAUUAAAUAACACAUUUGGUUUUAGUGAUAGUGAGUCUGAUCAAGAAGUAUCUUCUAUUAAAAUUGAAAAUAAUAAACAAGAAAAAUUUGUUCAAUCAAAUGUAAUUAUACAUGAUAUAAAACUUACUGCAAGAUUAUCAAUUGAUGAGAUAAAAAAUAAAUUACUUAUCAAAAAUUUAAAAGAAGAAAAAGAUAAAGAAUGUAAUAAAGAAAAUAUAUUAAUUAAAAAUAAAGAAAUAAAAAAAUUACCCAUUAAAGAAAAAAAGAAACAAAUUGAUAUUUUGAAUUUUUCUGAUACAUUUGAUAUUCUAUCUGAAACAGGUGGAACAUCUGUAGUGUCUUCAUCUAAUAUUCCAUUAUUUACUGAUUUUGAACCAUCUCAUUUUACACAGCCUCCACGACAUUCAUAUAAACGCAAACGUAAUGUAAAAUAUAGUUUUUCUGAAGAAGAAAGUGAAGAAGAAGAAAUGGAAUCAAUUGAACAUGAAAUAAAACGAAAGAAAACUAAUAAAAUGAAAAUGGAACAAGAAAAAAGAUUACAGAAAUGGGUUCAGGACAUCAAUAGAACUUUUCACGAAAUAGAUCAGCAUGAACUUGUAAUUGAAUAAAUUUAUUAUUAUUAUAAAAAAACAAA
Molecule: messenger RNA, 2887 nt
Organism: Apis cerana (Asiatic honeybee)
Lineage: Eukaryota; Metazoa; Arthropoda; Insecta; Hymenoptera; Apidae
Source: RefSeq, a predicted model, not a curated record